GUGCUGGUUCCUGCUGUGCUACUGAAAGACGUGGUGCUCGCUGCACUGCUCGUCUCACUGGUAACUUUGAGGAUCUUGGCGCUGAAUCCCAUCGCACUGCUCAGCGUCGUGGUGCUCAGCUCCAUCGCGUUGCUCAGUGUCGAGUUGCUGGUCACCGACGUGCUGCUGAAAGACGUGGUGUUCGAAGCACUGUUCGUGUCAUUCGUAGGUGUGAGGCUGCUGAUGCUGGAUCCCGUGGUUGUGCACAUCGUGGUGGUGCUCGACUCCGUUGUGCUGCACGGUGUCACGGAGCUGGUCCCGGACGUACGUACUGCUCAAAGACAUCUUGCUCGUUGUACUGCUCGUCACACUCGUGGAUGUGGGCUGGGCCCCGUCGUGCUGCUGCUAAACGUAGUAGUGCUCAAUUUCGUCGUGCUGCACGGUGUCGCGGAGCUGGUCCCGAUCGUGCUGCUCAGAGGCGUGAUGGUCGUUGCACUGCUCGUCUCGCUUGUAGGUUUGAGGCUGCUGCUGUUGGGUCCCGUCUUGAAGCGCAGUGUCGAGAUGCUUGAUCCCGUCGUACUGUUCAGUGUCGAGGUGCAGGUCGCUUACGUGCUGCUCGUUGCGCCACUCGUUUCCCUCAUACAUGUGAUGCUGCUGAUGCCAAAUCCUGCGGUACUGCUGAACGUAGUGGUGCUCAACUCUGUCGCAUGGCUCGGUGUGUGGGUGCUGGUCGCAGAUUUGCCGAUGAAAGACGUGGUGUUCGAUGCACUGCUCGUCUCACUCGUAGUUGUGAGGCUGCUGGAGCUGGAUCCCGUCGUGAUGCCCGCCGUCGUAGUACUCGAUUUCGUCGUGCUGCACGGUGUUACGAUGGUCCAGGACGUGCUACUCGAAGGCGUGAUGCUCGUUGCACUGCUCGUCUCACUCGUAGAUAUGAGGCUGCUGAUACUUGAUCACGUCUUGAUGCUCACCAUCGUGAUGCUUGGUCCCGCCGUACUGCUUGGUGUCGAGGUGAUGAUCCCUGGCAUGCUGCUGAAAGACGUGGUGCUCGUUGCACUGCUCGUCUCACUGGUAAAUUUGAGGAUCUUGGUGCUGGAUCUCGUCGCGCUGCUCACCGCCCUGGUGCUCAACUCGGUCGAGUUGCUCAGUGUCGAGGUGACGGUGAUAGACGUGCUGCUGAGAGAUGUGGUGUUCGGUGAACUGGUCGUCUCACUCGUAGGUGUGAGGCUGCUGAUGCUGGAUCCCGUGGUUGUGCACAUCGUGGUGGUGCUCGACUCCGUUGUGCUGCACGGUGUCGCGGAGCUUGUCCUGGACGUGCUGCUCACAGCCGUGAUGCUCGUUGCACUGCUCGUCUCCCUCGUGAAU
This is a messenger RNA of Prorocentrum cordatum, 1341 nucleotides long. The record is from the annotation of a GenBank genome assembly. NCBI's taxonomy places the organism in Eukaryota, Dinophyceae, Prorocentrales, Prorocentraceae.